Molecule: messenger RNA, 519 nt
Organism: Elephantulus edwardii (Cape elephant shrew)
Lineage: Eukaryota; Metazoa; Chordata; Mammalia; Macroscelidea; Macroscelididae
Product: galectin-related protein-like
Exons: 1
Coding region: 1-519 (172 amino acids)
Molecular function (GO): carbohydrate binding
Source: RefSeq, a predicted model, not a curated record
AUGGCGGGCUCGGUGGCCGACAGCGAUGCCGUGGUAAAACUAGACGAUGGGCAUUUAAACAACUCCCUGGGCUCUCCAGUUCAAGCGGAGGUGUACUUCCCACGGUUGAUAGUUCCAUUUUGCGGGCACAUUAAAGGUGGCAUGAGACCAGGCAAGAAGGUGUUGGUGAUGGGCAUCAUAGACCUCAACCCGGAGAGCUUUGCAAUCAACUUGACCUGUGGUGACUCGGAGGAUCCCCCCGCUGAUGUGGCGAUUGAACUCAAAGCCGUGUUCACAGACCGCCAGCUCCUCAGAAACUCCUGUAUAUCUGGCGAGAGGGGCGAGGAGCAAUCAGCGAUCCCCUACUUUCCAUUCAUCCCGGACCAGCCAUUCAGGGUGGAAAUUCUCUGUGAGCACGCGAGGUUCAGAGUGUUUGUGGACGGACACCAACUCUUUGAUUUUUACCACUGCAUUCAAACGUUCUCAGCCAUCGACACCAUAAAGAUCAACGGAGACCUCCAGAUCUCGAAGCUCGGCUGA